ACUUAAUUGGAAGCUUGAAAGCAUGUCUGGUAAAGAUCCAAAAAAGGGAAAAAUGAAAGAAGUCAAGAAAGAGACAGGUCUUGGUCUCUCUUACAAAAAGGAUGAAAAUUUUGGAGAGUGGUAUUCUGAGGUUGUCGUUAGUGGUGAAAUGAUCGAGUACUAUGACAUAUCUGGCUGUUAUAUUCUACGGCCAUGGUCAAUGUCUAUCUGGGAGAUAUUGCAUGGUUUUUUCGAUGCCGAAAUUAAGAAAAUGAAGAUAAAGAACUCCUACUUUCCUCUGUUUGUGUCCCCUGCUGUUCUUCAAAAGGAAAAGGACCACAUAGAGGGAUUUGCACCUGAGGUUGCUUGGGUUACAAAAUCUGGUGAUUCUGAUUUGGAAGUACCCAUUGCGAUUCGACCCACUAGUGAAACAGUAAUGUAUCCUUAUUUCUCUAAGUGGAUAAGGGGACAUCGUGACUUGCCCUUGAGACUCAACCAAUGGUGCAAUGUCGUGCGAUGGGAGUUUAGCAACCCCACCCCCUUCAUCAGGAGUCGUGAAUUUCUCUGGCAAGAAGGGCACACUGCUUUUGCAACAAAGGAGGAAUCGGAUGCAGAGGUUCUAGAAAUCUUGGAAUUGUAUAGACGUAUAUAUGAAGAACUUUUAGCUGUUCCGGUCAGUAAGGGAAAGAAAAGUGAGCUUGAGAAGUUCGCUGGUGGACUAUAUACGACUACAGUUGAGGCUUUUAUCCCUAAUACUGGCCGUGGUAUCCAAGGUGCAACUUCUCAUUGUUUAGGGCAGAAUUUUGCAAGAAUUUUCGAGAUAAAUUUUGAAAAUGAAAAGGGAGAGAAGGCUAUGGUCUGGCAGAACUCAUGGGGCUUUACUACAAGAACAAUUGGUGUUAUGAUCAUGGUUCAUGGGGAUGACAAAGGUCUGGUCUUACCUCCUAAAGUAGCAUCAACUCAAGUAGUUGUUAUUCCUGUACCAUACAAGGAUGCAAAUACUCAAGGGAUCUAUGAUGCUUGUGCUGCUACCGUUAGAGAGAUGAAUGAAUCAGGUAUUCGUGCUGAGGCAGACUUCAGAGACAACUAUUCACCUGGCUGGAAAUAUUCUCAUUGGGAAAUGAAGGGGGUUCCUCUUAGGAUUGAAAUAGGACCAAAAGACCUUGCAAAUAACCAGGUACGAGCUGUUCGACGUGACAACGGAGCCAAAACAGAUAUUCCCAUGGCCAAUCUUGCUGACCAAGUAAAAGAUGUGCUUGCCACUAUCCAACAAAAUCUGUUUGAUGUUGCCAAGCAAAAGAGAGAUGCAUGUGUUCAGAUUGUAAGAACCUGGGAUGAAUUUACGGUAGCACUGGGCCAAAAGAAAUUGGUCUUGGCUCCUUGGUGUGAUGAGGAGGCUGUUGAGAAAGAUGUCAAGGCACGCACAAAGGGCGAGAUGGGUGCAGCAAAGACGCUUUGCUCCCCGUUUGACCAGCCUGAGCUGCCUGAAGGUACAUUGUGCUUCGUGUCGGGUAAACCUGCUAAGAAGUGGACAUACUGGGGCCGUAGCUAUUGAUGUUCCGUUCCACAAGGACCCUCACAGUACACUUUGCUCUUUAGAAUAAAAUUCAGUUAUAUACAUCUUCAUCAUGACGAUUAUAACUUCUAUGAAUUUCAUUAAACUCAAAUACAUCACUAUAUUCGGAUCUCUGAAUUAAAUAAAUAAAAAAAGGA
Molecule: messenger RNA, 1692 nt
Organism: Solanum verrucosum
Lineage: Eukaryota; Viridiplantae; Streptophyta; Magnoliopsida; Solanales; Solanaceae
Product: proline--tRNA ligase, cytoplasmic-like
Exons: 12
Coding region: 23-1534 (503 amino acids)
Biological process (GO): prolyl-tRNA aminoacylation
Cellular component (GO): cytoplasm; aminoacyl-tRNA synthetase multienzyme complex
Molecular function (GO): proline-tRNA ligase activity; ATP binding
Source: RefSeq, a predicted model, not a curated record